AUGAGUAUUGAUACAUUCCUUCUACCAGAUUUCCAAACAUGUCUCCGGUACAGCGUGCAGACGAAGAGAAAUUUCAUUUGCAUAGCGAAACGGAUUAUGAAGGCGGAGGAGAAACAAACCGAUAAGAAGAACCCCAGAUCAGCGCCACACGCUGAUGUUGAGCCGAUACCGUCCAUGGAGGAUGAUAUCAAACUUGCCGCUGAAAGAGACGAACCGCCUGCGAUCCAGUUACAAAGGGCGAUACAUCACCACCAAAUUGGUGAUAAACUCGUGCUGCGAUCGUCGCUUUUAAAGAAAGAUUUCGCAGAGCAUUUACAUCAGAAAUCGAGCCAUCAUGAACCCGGGCUUGAGAUUGUGAUUAUCCCAAAUAUCAAUGAUAUCCCAAUACGGGACCAAGGCAGUUUGGUUCGUUGGAUGAGGGACAGUGCAGUGGAGAAUGCCCCGCGCAUCUUUAUAGGGCUGCUACAAUGGGAUCCGACGAAGGAGGAGACUUGCAGUGGGGAGACUGAAUCCAGAGCUGGGACCAAACGUGAUUCUUCGAAAGUACCGUAUGAGAAGCACUUGCAAUCAAAAUUAAAGAUUAACGAUUGGUUGAGGCACAAGUUUUGGUUUGCAUGCUCGAUGCCGAAAUCGGACUCGAUAAAUUCGUCUCUAUCUAGUGGGUACUUUAGCGAAGCGGAGAGUUUGACGGAUAUGGGUGCCAAAGACAUAGUAAGGAAGCAACGAAUCGGUGAUCUAGGGUACUCGGAGGUCCAUAUUGAACCAUCGCUCCGAAGGUACGUUUUAGAUGUAAUGGUGCAUUUGAGGAUACACAGGCUUACGGUACAUGGGAAGGGAGGUGGUGUACACACAGGGUGCUUAGAAGACAUACUGACUUUGGCACAGUUGAUGUGUUUGGACGACAACAAAGAAUUUGUCACGCCGAGAGAGAUUAAGCAAGCGAUGAGAUGGUACUUCCCUGUACAUCUAAUGUUGAUUACAAACCCGUUGCUGGACACCAGUAUCCUAUAUGGGAGCAAGAUACGGCUGAUCGAUGAGUUCCUUUCGAAAGUUGCAAGAAUGAAGCAACAGAAAUCGUUGGAGUUGGAAAACCCGUUAAUUUUAGAGUCGUUGGUUGUCCAAGACGUACUGAGUAAAGUAGUUCCCCCUAUAUAA
This is a messenger RNA of Huiozyma naganishii CBS 8797, 1155 nucleotides long. RefSeq names its product Mtc2p (gene MTC2). The record is from RefSeq and is a predicted model, not a curated record. Bases 1 to 1155 code for a protein of 384 amino acids. The transcript has a single exon. NCBI's taxonomy places the organism in Eukaryota, Fungi, Ascomycota, Saccharomycetes, Saccharomycetales, Saccharomycetaceae.